Varroa destructor (honeybee mite) is the source of this 3869-nucleotide messenger RNA. Its product is annotated as lysosome membrane protein 2-like. Gene Ontology annotation, molecular function: scavenger receptor activity. Gene Ontology annotation, cellular component: membrane; cytoplasm. NCBI's taxonomy places the organism in Eukaryota, Metazoa, Arthropoda, Arachnida, Mesostigmata, Varroidae. The record is from RefSeq and is a predicted model, not a curated record.
UUGCAUGAUGAUUCGAUCAUACUUGCUGCUGAUGGUUAUGACGAACGAUGCUGUUAAUGAUGCCGCUGCUGCUGUUGGCAUAGCGGGCGAAUGGUAAGGGCAGGUCUUCUUUUCGCCCUCCUCUCCUGACCCAGCAGCACUUGCACAGACCAGGUGUCGAGUGAGACUCGAGGGUCAACAGGUACCUAUUUGUGGCCGUAAGGCUCUUGCUGACAGGCAAGUGGCAACAGCGCUAUCGGUAUCGGUGGUAGGUGGAAGGAGGAUCGACAAGUAGACGAAACGAGCUAAUGAAGGAGACGAACUGCAGACGUCGACUACACCGAAUCGACUUGAUCGCCCAGUGGUGUCACCGAACGAAUACCGAAGGGCGGCAGUAGCUUUUCGUGCUGUUUCUGUUCGGUAGCUGAAGUCUAUCGAUUUUGCUCGUAGCAGACAGACGGAUGAGCGCGGCCACAUUUAUCUAUCUUGAGUUCACACUCGAGCUGUCGAACAUUCGAUUGAUCCGUGUUCACGCAUCGGCGGCCACACCGAAUUGCAAUUAGGGCCAGAGUUCUAGCUUCUUUUUUUUUUGAGACCGAUACGAAUUUCCAUCUGUAUCGACACGAAUCGCAUCAAACGUACAUUGUCACGCUUAUCAUAGAGUCUCAUUCUCUCCAGCAUUAUCAUUAUUAUCAUUGCCAUCAUCAUCAUCAUCAUCAUCAUCGCCAUCGCCAUCGCCAUUAUUGUGAUCAUCGCGUUUUCGCUGAUAAAGGUUGUUAUGGCUCUACUGUGGCAUCUUCAUCUCUGUUUGUGAACGUGUGCUGUUAAUGAAUGCACUCAGAUUGAUGUCGCCUCCGUAGGCCUGCAUCAGCAGGCGUCAUCUGUCCUCAGCUAACAUCGCCUUCUUGAUCAGUGCGCGCGACAGGAGAUAUUCAUCGGAUAUGCGUAUAGGGCAGUUGUGACACAUAUUUGUAUGUGUAUGCACUGACAGUGAUCUGUGACCCGUGUCGGAUGUUGGUGACGUCGUCCGAAACUGGAUAUAAAUGUUCGGAGCGGCGAGCUAACAUGUGAGUCGAGACAUUCUCAAGGCAUGAGUUUUGUGGGGGAUGUCGACCUUCUGACCGAGUGCUGGGGGCACUGCUUCGAAUCCUGCUUGUGGUGAUGGCGCAGUGAAGCUCAUAUCGUAACAGAAUGCAAGCAGAAAGGAAAGCUGAAGUACAGCAACUAACAUAAUGGGAGCACCUGUAUUGUGAGAGCAGUCGGGAACGGGUUUGCCAGCGAAUCUAGCGUACUAGACGAAAGAGAAUAACUCGGUAGGUGCAGCGGUCAGACUGUUCGUGCUUCGAUAUACCAGCGUGUGGAAACGAUACAAAAUAAGUGCUUUGUGGACCAUUCUUCAAGGGAAGAAUUUUCUUGGACAGUGUUGAUUCGUGUACAGAAUACGAUGAUUUUAACGGGUGUACCACGAUGGGUAGCUUUCAUAGUAUUUGCAGCUUCUGCCGUAGUUUUCAUUUUGGGAGUGGUCGGAUACUAUAUGGUGCCCUCGAUCAUUGGCGCAAAAGUCAGCCAGCAAAUGCGCCUUGUCGAAAACGGUUCAACAUUAAAACGAUGGGCAAACGUGGCUGUUCCUAUCUAUUUUUCGGCAUUUAUGUUUAAUAUAACUAAUCCGGAGGAGUUUGCGAAUGGAGAAAAGCCUCAAGUGCAAGAGAUCGGACCGUACGUUUACCUUCAGAAGCGACGCAAACUCAUCACACACAUCGACAGGGACGUUGUGACGUACAAGGACUAUAAGUCUUACCAUUUUCUUCCCGAAUACUCAAUCGGCACUCCUGAUGAUAGACUCUAUGCACUAAAUGUACCGUUAGUGGCCAUGGACAAACUGAUUGGCUCUAAGCUGCCAGGAGACCUCGCGAAAUCCCUACUACAGCCGAUUCUCGAGGGCCUGCUCGAAAAACAUAAUGAGAAACUCGUUGUCCAACGCAACGUAAGUGAGAUGCUAUUUGAUGGCUACGCGGUACCAAUGAUGAAUGAAUUAUCUAAGCUUGCUGCGGCGUUCAUGCCUGAUACCAAGCUUCCGGCUAUCAGCAACUUUGGCCUGUUCUAUAAUAAGAACAACACGGCUGAUCAGUGGUUUACCGUCGGAACGGGAGCGGGCGAGUAUCCUUUCGCUACGAUCCUCGAAUGGAAUAACCAUACGUCAUUAGACUUCUGGAGCAGAGAUAAUUGCAACAAGAUCAAUGGCACCGACGGUGGACAAUUUUCGCCUUUUGUGCGAACUGAUCAAAAGCUGUUUGUUUUUGCCACAGACCUCUGCCGAUCUAUAUACUUUGAAUACGAAAAGAAUACCCAGGUUAAAGGAGUUGAUACGAAAAGGUUUACUGUUCCGGAUGCGAUUUUUGCCUCUGGUAAGCGGCAGCCAGAAAAUCAAUGCUUCUGUGAAGCGAUAAACCGAUGUCAUGAGGGUGGAGUUAUUCCCCUAAGCUCGUGUCGCAAAGGAGCGCCCGUCAUGCUUUCUGCUCCACACUUUUAUCAAGGUGAUGCUAAGCUGGUGCAAGACGUUGCUGGAUUGCGACCACAAAAGAAGUAUCACGAGACUUAUCUGGAUGUACAAACGAUGACAGGGCUGGUUCUGCGUGCCGCUAAACGUCUUCAGAUUAAUAUCGAUCUCAAGCAAAGCGAUCUACUUUACCCGCUCGCGAACGUGUCCAGCCGAGUCAUGCCUAUUGCCUGGGUCGAAGAGCGUAUGGAGGCAACCGGCCCGAUGACGGAUGGUCUCAAAGAAAAACUAAUCUUUCCUCAAAAAAUGGGUGUCCUGAUUUCCACUGCUGCAGCGCUCGGUGGCGCUAUCGGCGCGAUCGCCGCCAUUCUGGUCAUUGUCGUACGCCAGGCUGGCACAACUAGGAGCGCCAAGCUCCAGCCCUCAAAGUAGACCUAAAACAAGCAAUCAUUAUCUUCAUCAAAGGAAAAAGCUAGAGAAGACUCGGCAGCUACCCAUUUUCACUUUAGAGGAUUAAGGAGAUACUUAGACAAGCUGAUCAGCUCAAAGAACAAAUCAUUACACAAUUACAAGUACAUAAUACAAUAGCAUGUGAGGCAGUCGAACUUCGGAAAAGGCUGAGCAACCCUCUGAGGGUUUGCCAUGUGUAAAAACGAGGGUUUCGUUGUCGAUGGUCCAUUCAAAUUAUCCUAAACAACUAAAUAGAGCAAACUGAGUGUCUUCGACGUAAACGUAUCGCCCGUAGGACGUUGGCCGAAUAAAAAAUGUUCCUAGUGAGACGGUUAUGAUACGGUCCAAUGUACAAAAGGAAUUUCCCCGGCGACAAAAGAUCGAGCAAUCGAUGAGAAAUUGCUCACGACAAUGAGGUACACGCCAAACGUACAUAGCCUAUUCAUAAGUGAAAUAAACCUUUUGAGAAUGGUAAGUUGCAAUUCGGUCGUGUGACCGUGAUACGAGACACAAUCACGAUGUGAAGUAAUGAAGCAAUGAGAAGCAUUUAGCUGAGCUUGUUUGAAGGAUUCACGUCGCAAAUACAAAAUGUAAUAAACUCUCGUUCAUAGCGGAAUGAAAUCUAAAAAUUCAUAUACUAUAUAUAAAUAGAAUAUAGAUAUAGAUCCUUGCUUUGAAGCGUCACCUGAACUUUUUGAAUUUUAAUGAAAGCAAUGUACGAAAAUAAUAAGUGACGUAGCUAUAUACUAUUGUGCGAUGCGAGUCUCAGUCAUCAACUUCAAUUAUGAAUUUUUAUUAAUCUACUAACAGAUUCAAUUAUUUUUAUUACCCGUGGCCCGACGCUAACACAUUUUAGGAAAUCCUGUUUAUGAAACACCUGCCCGAACGCGGUAGACUUCAAGAGGACUAGACGUCACCUUUCUUUGGGGGCUGGACAAGGACA